AUGCCGGAUUGCCGUUGCAGCAGAUUUUCGGACGCGUUUCAGGACAGCUAUGAUUUGCGCAUUUCGUUCAACGACGUCAUCCUUGCUGCCGGGGACGAUGGCGAGGCCAUCCUCGGCUUUGCGAGCCGGCGCCUGCCUGAGCUCAGCGUGGUGAACGCGGCCACCGCGGUCCACCGCCUGGCCAAGUGCCAGCGGCCCAAGACGCAUUGGGAAGCCAAGCAUGGCUGA
Messenger RNA from Effrenium voratum, 228 nucleotides. The record is from the annotation of a GenBank genome assembly. Lineage: Eukaryota; Dinophyceae; Suessiales; Symbiodiniaceae.